AUGCCACAAAUUAUGUUAAUGAAAGCUGAAUAUUUAGUUUUACUUAGUUUAUUACUAACAACUGUUGUUAUUACCAAUGCUUUUUAUAUAAAAAAACAAUUUUAUCCAUCAGUUGUGUAUUUAACAAAGUCAAGUACAAGUCUUGCGGUUCUUUAUGUUCAAGCAUUUGUAUUUGUUAUUUUGUUUGGUAAACUUGUUCAACGAAUAUUUCUUGGACAACUUCGAGCUAUUGAAACUGAACAUCUUUAUGAUCGUGCAUGGUUUUCUAUAACAGAAACAUGUUUAGCAUUUACUGUAUUUCGUGAUGAUUUCAGUCCACGUUUUGUAGCGUUAUUUGCAAUUUUACUUUUUCUUAAAUGUUUUCAUUGGCUAUUAGAAGAUCGUGUUGAUUAUAUGGAACAAAGUCCUGUUCUUGGAACAAUAUUUCAUGCAAGAGUUGUCGGACUUUUAAGUGUUUUAUGUCUUCUCGAUUAUUUAUUUAUUUCAUCAGCUUAUAUGCAUACAAUAGCAAAAGGAGCUUCUGUUCAAAUCGUUUUUGGUUUUGAGUAUGCUAUUCUACUUGUUUCUGUUAUCUCAACUGCAAUAAAAUAUAUACUUCAUUCAAUUGAAAUUCGUGCCGGUGAACAAUGGGAGAAUAAAGGUGUAUUUAUGCUUUAUUCGGAUUUAAUUCUUGGAUUUUUUCGUCUCACACUUUACAUGAUAUUUAUAAUAGUUAUGAUGAAAAUUCAUACAUUUCCAUUAUUUGCUAUUCGACCAAUGUUUAUUGCAAUGAGAUCAUUCCGUAAAUCAUGUAAUGAUGUCCUUGAAUCACGACGUGCUAUUCGUAAUUUAAAUACAAUGUAUCCUGAUUUAACGGCUGAAGAACUUGCUAAUGUUGCUGAUACAACAUGUAUAAUAUGUCGAGAAGAAAUGCAAGUACAACAAAGUAUUAAACGUCUUUCUUGUCAACAUAUAUUUCAUAAAAAUUGUUUACGUUCAUGGUUUCAACGACAACAAACUUGUCCUAUUUGUCGAACUACUGUUUUACGCCCUACACCUCCUCGAGCAGGCGGAGUAGCUGCAGGUGCAGCAGCAGCACCGCCACCACCACCACCUAAUGGUCAACCAGCUGCAGCUUCGCAAGCACAAGCUCAAAUACCUGUAUCUCCGGUUAGAUUUGUUGCACCGCCGCCACUUUCUCCUUCAGCUUCAGCUGCACCAACUAGUUCUAGCUCUACAUCAAAUAAUACAACAACAACUCAAACGUCACCACCAAAUUCUAAUACAAUGGGUGUCGGAAUAUUUCCACAAAUACCAUUUAAUCCAUGUCCUAUGGUAUUACCACCAUUUGCUUUUCCUCCUCCACCUUUACCACCAACUGAUUUUACUGGUAUGUCUGAAGAAACAAUUCGAGCAAUGGAAGGAACAGAAUUAGCUCAUGUUCAAGCACGUAUUCAAUGUUUACGUAAUGUAAGAACUUUAUUAGAUGCAUCAAUGAUACAAAUGCAACAAUAUAUGAAUAUUGUAUUAACACAAAGCAAUAUGGAAAAUGGUCCUCAUCUAUUAAGUAAUCUAAAAAAUGAUCUUGAUCAAGUUUUAUCAUCAUCAGAAAAUAAUAAUUCAACAAAUAAUAUAUUAAAUUCAAUGGAUGAAAAUGAUGCUGAUGUUAUACGUCGUCGACGUUUAGAACAUUAUGCAAAUAGAUUUUCUCCAUCAACAACAAAUCAAGAUAAUAACAAUAAUAAUAAUAAUGAUAGUUAA
Messenger RNA from Rotaria sp. Silwood1, 1740 nucleotides. The record is from the annotation of a GenBank genome assembly. Lineage: Eukaryota; Metazoa; Rotifera; Eurotatoria; Philodinida; Philodinidae.